AGUAAAUUGCGGAGAGAGAUGAAGUUCGAGGGUGUCGAGUUCGGUUGGCUUUAUUACACCCUCAGUCGAUCCGAUUCUUUCUCUACACGGGACAAAUUGUUGGAUACCUUGCUAUCGUCAUGUUAUUGUCUUCAGUUCGUUCCUUCCGUUCCAGAGGCCUUUCUGUGGCUUCUCGGGCCUUUAGCACAACUCCCCUCACUCGAGCGGCCGAGGUCAAGUCACUAGGCGUGAUUGGGGCAGGUCAAAUGGGAUUGGGUAUCGCACUCGUUGCCGCCCAGAAAGCGCAAGUCCCAGUGACAUUAAUUGACACCUCCCCUGCUUCUCUAGAUAAGGGUCUCAAGUUUGCUGACAAGCUCUUAGCCAAAGACGUUGCCAAGGAGCGACUCACCCGGGAGGCCGCCGACGCGGCCCGCGCCCGCAUUACCCCGAGUCAGAAGAUGGACGACUUGUCCGCGGUCGACUUCGUCAUCGAAGCCGUGCCCGAGAUCGUGGACUUGAAGACGUCCAUCUUCGCCCAGCUGGCGCAGAUCGCGCCCAAGCACGCCAUCCUGGCCACCAACACCUCGUCCAUCUCCAUCACCAAGAUUGCCGCGGCGACGACGACGGACCCUACGGACCUUCAGGCGCCGUCGCGCGUCAUCUCAACACACUUCAUGAACCCAGUGCCUGUGCAAAAGGGUGUGGAGAUCAUCGCCGGCCUGCAGACCUCCCGCGAGACGCUCGAUACGGCCGUCGCCUUCGUCCAGCGCAUGGGUAAGAUCUCCUCCGUGUCCGCGGACUCGCCCGGCUUCCUGGCGAACCGGAUCCUCAUGCCGUACAUCAAUGAGGCGAUUAUCUGUCUCGAGACUGGGGUCGGCGGGAAGGAGGAUAUUGACAGUAUCAUGACGAAUGGCACGAAUGUGCCAAUGGGUCCGUUGACGCUGGCCGAUUUCAUUGGCCUGGAUACCUGUCUGGCGAUCAUGAAUGUCCUGCAUCAGGAGACCGGCGAUAGUAAAUACCGGCCCUCUGGGCUGCUGAAGCGUAUGGUCGAUGCUGGCUGGUUGGGGAAGAAGUCUGGGAAGGGCUUUUAUGACUACUGACAGAGGCUGAGCGCGUAACGCAUCUCAAUACUCUUUCAUAUCUUUCUUGGUUAGGAUAUCAUCAACGCAGACUGGAGAUUUAGCGUCCAUUUAUGGUCAUAAUGGAAGCUUUAGUCCUUAUUACCAUCAAAAAGCCUACCUUAACCCCGAGAGGUAUACUCCUUUACAUUUUGUCAUUCUGUCAUAGCAUCUGGGUG
Aspergillus homomorphus CBS 101889 is the source of this 1276-nucleotide messenger RNA. Its product is annotated as 3-hydroxyacyl-CoA dehydrogenase family protein. The record is from RefSeq and is a predicted model, not a curated record. Gene Ontology annotation, molecular function: NAD+ binding; oxidoreductase activity, acting on the CH-OH group of donors, NAD or NADP as acceptor. Gene Ontology annotation, biological process: fatty acid metabolic process. Lineage: Eukaryota; Fungi; Ascomycota; Eurotiomycetes; Eurotiales; Aspergillaceae. The coding region runs from base 120 to 1079 and encodes 319 amino acids. The transcript is spliced from 3 exons.